CAUAUCCUGUGCCCGCUUUGCUAGUGAAUCAGUCGAAUCAGUGAUACAGCUAGAGAGAGCAUAGAGUGUGACUCGAGGCAGCUAUCUGAAAUUCUACACCGAAAAAAAGUGUUUGUCGUGUUGUGAACAGUGCGAAUAGUUAGUUCUACAAAAUGUCUACAGGACUUAACCGCGACAUCCCCAUCAAAUUGGGCGAUUUCAGUGUUAUCGAUACCGAAUUCAGCAGCAUCAGGGAGAGAUUUGAUGCUGAGAUGAGGAAGAUGGAAGAAGAAAUGAGCAGGUUCAGGUCAGAGCUCAUGAACAGAGAGUCCAACAACUUCUUCAGGAGUACCACAAGGUCGUACGAAUGUGAGACUGUAUCAGGAGGCAAUAAGUCGUCCAAAACAAGCACGACCACACAAUCUUCCACAGGAUCUGAUAUUGCCCAAAGAGCUCCAUCUGGAGAUGUGAGAACAUGGUACGAUGACUUAAAUUCCCCUCUCAUCCAGGAACAGGGAGAUAGCAAAUGCCUAAAAUUAAGAUUCGAUGUUAGCCAGUACGCUCCCGAAGAAAUCGUUGUAAAAACAGUCGACAAUAAAUUAUUGGUACACGCCAAACACGAAGAAAAGACAGAAUCAAAAUCCGUCUACAGAGAGUACAACAGAGAAUUCUUGCUCCCCAAGGGCACGAAUCCAGAACACAUCAAGAGCUCCCUGAGCAAAGAUGGUGUCUUGACAGUCGAGGCCCCACUACCAGCAAUCACUUCUGGCGAAAAAUUGAUUCCAAUCCAACACUAAACUAAAUGAAUGACAUAUACUUAUUUUACAAUUCCCAUCAAGCUUCUAGGUCUUAUAAUUUGUUACAAAAAGUAAAGCAGUUACUUUAAUUUUCGCAAUAUUGUUGAUUAAUAUGUAUUUAUGAUGUGCUACUCGAUAUAUUAUUUUGGUUGAAUCAUUGUGAUGGGCUUUUUCGAUGUAUAGCGAGCAACGUCACAAGUAGUGUAAUAAAUUAUAUCUUUUUGUAAGUUAUUUAUAAACAAUAAAAUUAUUUUUAAACUUC
This is a messenger RNA of Anoplophora glabripennis (Asian longhorned beetle), 1038 nucleotides long. Its product is annotated as heat shock protein beta-1. The transcript has 4 exons. Gene Ontology annotation, biological process: response to heat; protein refolding. Bases 153 to 776 code for a protein of 207 amino acids. The record is from RefSeq and is a predicted model, not a curated record. NCBI's taxonomy places the organism in Eukaryota, Metazoa, Arthropoda, Insecta, Coleoptera, Cerambycidae. Gene Ontology annotation, molecular function: protein folding chaperone.